CUUGAUUUAUUCAAGACACGCUCCUCAAAGGUCCACUGAGACAACGGGUUGCUAUAAUGUGCGUAUGGCUCAUUAAGCUCAGGUAAUAAUGAAACAAUGGCAGCUUACUGUAGGUUCGCUCUCUUCAAAGUCUCCUUUUCUCCGAGAAACACUAGAUGGCAGGGCAGGCCAAGCAACAGCCGCCCCACCGAACAGCCGCUCGGUAGACUGAGCUGGGGUCCACCAGUUGUUUCUCCAGCACUUGUGCGGUUCCCAUCGGCAGCUGCUGCAGAGUUCGUUCACUCUGAGGCGUUACUGGCCGAGGAAAGCUCCCAUCCUUCGAGGUCAAGAUAUCCCCUGCGCACCCCGAAGCCCACCAGGACACCCAGUUUCUUCUGGAGGAGCGCUGAGCUGUCGGAGCUGAUUGAAGGACGCCAUGCAUUACUUCUGGAUAUACAGCGUUUGGAUCCCCUUCGUCGCUUUCCUCUUCGGAUUUCAAGGAUUCCCCGUCCGGAGUGUGGAUAUGCAGAGGGCCACCGACAACAUCACCAUCCGACAGGGCGACACGGCGAUUAUAAGGUGUUACGUUGAUGACAAAGUGUCCAAGGUGGCUUGGCUCAAUCGAUCCAACAUCAUCUUUGCCGGUCAGGACAAGUGGUCCCUGGACCCCAGAGUAGAUCUGGUCACUAAAGGACAGCUGGAGUACAGCCUACGCAUACAAAAGGUGGAUGUGUAUGACGAGGGCUCAUACACCUGCUCCAUACAGACUAAGCAGCAGCCCAAGACCUCACAGGUCUACCUCAUUGUACAAGUUCCAGCCAGCAUCUACCAAGUCUCAAAUGACAUCACGGUGAAUGAGGGCACUAACGUGACACUCAGCUGUUUGGCCAGUGGCAGGCCGGAUCCUGCAAUCACUUGGCGACUGCUCAACCCCUCAGCAGAGCCAUUGGACGGAGAAGAGUACCUGGACAUUAUAGGCAUCAUGCGAACCCAAGCAGGCCGUUAUGAAUGCAAGGCCAGCAACGACGUCGCCACUCCUGAUGUCAAAUAUGUCAAUGUGGUUGUCAACUAUCCUCCAACAAUAAAGAAAACCCAGAGCUCGGAGACUCCCGUGGGCCGCAACGGGACCCUGCGGUGUGAAGUAACCGCAGUGCCCACACCAGAGUUCGAAUGGUACAGAGACGACAAAAGGCUGUCCAAUACCCAGAGCAUGACCAUCCAAAUUUCCGGUACUACCACUAGUCUCACCAUUGCCAAUGUCACUGAAGAGGAUUAUGGGAACUAUACCUGCGUGGCCUCAAACCGACUGGGUGUCCAAAAUGCCAGCCUUUUCCUCUAUAGACCUGGGACAGGUAGAGAUAUCAACGGCUCUGCCUGCGUAUCUCAAUCACUGUGGCUCCUGCUAGCCUCCUUCGCCUGCCUUUUCUUGAAGUGUUAAUACGGCCGCUCUCCUCUUCCUAAUCUUCCCCGCACCAUGGCCUUCCUUCCCAUUCGCUCUUCUUCUCUCCAACUCACCGACAUCCUUAUUGCUACCUUAUUACCAACUUUACCCCUUCCCUAGACUGUUUGCAUCAUGAUACAAAAACCUUACGUGCUGUCAAGCACUGCUUACAGAUAUGAAAAGUGAUGGGUUAUGAGUAAAAUGCUAUAGGAACAACAACAAAAAAAAAAAAAACAGUGAAAUGAAGGACAGACCAAGCAAACAGUGCUCUUUUAAAGAAUUGCAUUGUUCUUUUUAAUUUGUAUGCACUUCUUUGUUUCUGCUAUAUCUUGUCUUCUGGGUCUGGACUUGGGCUUGGGAUUUGUUGUGUUUCUGUCUACAUGGGAAUAAAAACAAAGGCAACCCAGCUCACAGGGACGCCAAGAAAACAAUCAUUUGUCUCUAGAAUUACUGAGGACAUGAGUAUAUUUCUUCUUACUCCCUUAGAUGUGUUACGUUAACUUAAAGUGUAGAUUUAACCGAGUGUUUAACCAGUGCUUUAAUGAGAAACAUCUGCCAAAUAUACAUAAAUUUAAAACUAACACAUGUGAAAAUCAAAGGGAACCUGCCGUAGCUGAAUUUGUGAUGAGGUUGGAGCUCGGUAAUAAAGUCUGUACUACUGUAAUAUGAUGCUACUAUGUUGAAACACAGAUAUAGAGUAUUAGCGAGAUAUUCAUUGUUUUUAGGUGCAGGUCAUUUAGGCCAUUGCAAGUAAAGCCCAGAAAUCAAGAAAUCAGUGAAUAGAAACAGCUUGAUUCUUCUGAGUGACAAACCUGAGGAAAUUAGUUUAUCUGGUAAACUGGGAUAUUUACAGCACAUCCUCAUUCAGUGGCUUUGCAACCCUUUGCCUUUAUCCCAAAAAGUAACCCGUUUUUUCUUUCUUUGUACACGCUCACUUGCAAACAAAAGAAACACACAGUAGAUUAUAAAGACGUGCACUGUACAUAGUAAAAUUUUGUAUUACUCUAUGAUAAGAGAAACCGUACUGUGCAGUUUGUCUCGGAGGCUGCACCGCUACGCACGCUGUAGCACGAGCAGUGUUUGCAUUCAGCCGAUGAGUUUUAGGAUCCUAUCGCUCUACUGCUGGAAUUUGGAUAAAAAUGUAUGACACCAAUGAAUGAUUUACUUUUUAGUUCUUCUCUCUCUCUCUCUCAAAAACAUAUGUGUUUUCAUAUGAAAUG
Messenger RNA from Archocentrus centrarchus (flier cichlid), 2640 nucleotides. RefSeq names its product limbic system associated membrane protein (gene lsamp). The record is from RefSeq and is a predicted model, not a curated record. The coding region runs from base 416 to 1417 and encodes 333 amino acids. Lineage: Eukaryota; Metazoa; Chordata; Actinopteri; Cichliformes; Cichlidae. The transcript is spliced from 9 exons.